Molecule: messenger RNA, 4866 nt
Organism: Vanessa atalanta (red admiral)
Lineage: Eukaryota; Metazoa; Arthropoda; Insecta; Lepidoptera; Nymphalidae
Product: FGFR1 oncogene partner 2 homolog
Exons: 5
Coding region: 257-886 (209 amino acids)
Source: RefSeq, a predicted model, not a curated record
GAACUCAUUCUAUCUUUCUCACACUAAGGUAUCGCCUUAUGUAGAAGAAAUUUCACUUUGGAUGUGAAGGUCAAUAAAAUUUGUACUCAUAAUAGUCAGCUUCUAUUGAAAGCUAAUGGCUGCCGAACUCUAUUCACGAAACAGCUGAUGUGAUCGUUUGGGGUUUUUACUUACAUUUAGUGACCUUAUCGAGUAAACUCAAUAAUAAUUAUUAGAUGAAACGUUACUUGAGUCAUUACAUUGUGUGGAAUUCAGGAUGUCACUGACCAUACAACAAAUUAUUUUGGACGCUAAAAGACUAGCUGGCCGUCUCAAAGAACGUGAGACAGAAGCCGAUACUCUGUUGACUGAAACUCAAACAGCCUACAGACAAAUCUAUACAAUAAAACAGUACAAAGAAGAAGUGGAUACCCUUAAUGAGUCAUCUCGGGAGAGACCAAGGGGGGAACUUGUAGCAAGUAUGGAGAGAGAAUCUCGAUUGAUGAGGGAUGUUCAGAGAGAGAAUGGGGAGUUGAGAGCUGCUUUAGAAGAUCACAGAAAAGCUCUAGAACUUAUCAUGUCCAAGUAUCGACAGCAUACUGAAAAAAGAAUAUGGGAGUCAAGGAUAGACUUUACAGCAGCAAUAAAUGAAAAACAACAGGAAUUGAUUCGUCAACAGGCGGAGAGAAUUAAUGAGAUGACAAGCAUCAUGUACAAGGCAGUAAAUAUGGAUGAAAAUGGCGAGUCCAGAAGAGAAGAAGAAUUAUACCAAAGGCUGAUUACUGAAAACAAGGGCCUUCGGGAAAUGUUGAACUUGUCGAGGCGGUAUGGAUCAGAUAAGUCAUACGGACCACCCAUGGAGGACAAGGAUGUUCAGACCGACGGGCCUCCACUCUCAGGGGCGUGACGCCCAGCAGUGGAUCUCUGCCGCCUCUGAGCAUUGGCCUCAGGUCACCAACUCCCUCACCCACACAUACCAUAACUCAUCUCCCUACACAUGUGAACUGUUCUCACAGACUGCUAUCCGUGUACAUGUGUUACUUCUUAAUACCUGGUGUGCGGACAGGGUGUACAAUCACUGAUGACGGUCAUCGUUCCAGUAUACAACUUAUACUUUAAAGUUACACGCAGAUUUUGGAUUCUAGGUCUUUUGACAGCCUGUAUCUUUCAUAUUUCUUAUAUAAAAAUGUAACUAAAUUACAAUGAAUAAAUAUGUAUUCAAAAUAUAAAUUUAUUGUCAUAAUACUAUUCCUUCAUUGGUUGUAUUGAUGUUGAAUAUUAUAGACAAAUACCUAUAGUAAUUGUAAUGCAAAGUAGACUUACAGUAUUUCUUAUGAUGUUAUUGAAGAGUGCAAAUUCAGUAUGUGUAUUAAUUCCUUUCAUCAAGUUAUAUAAAUAGGAUUGGCGCAAAUAUUCAUAUUAUCCAACUAUUACUUUUGUUUUGUAUAUCUCUGUUUUAAGUGUUUGUAUUAUAGUCCAGGAGCUAGUGAUUAAUUUCUACCAUCAAUGUUCAAUCAGAAAUUUAGUGACCCAUAACUAGUAAAUGAAUCCCUGGCUCCAUGGUCGUAUUGUCCUUAACACAAGUUUAAUUAUUAAAGCUGUUUUGCUGCGAGUUAUGGCAUGGACCAAAUUGUUAAAGAUAAAAGCACAUAAUUAAAAAUAAAAUGUUAUUAUUUUAUUAGUGUCGAACAAUAUACUCAUAGAUUGAUUAAAACAUGUUCAUAGAAUAUUUCCCUCAUCAACGUACAAUUAUUAAAAACUCCAUAAGUAUUAUGUUAAAUUUUUUUGAUGUUUUGUACUUUUGACUAUUUAAAUUUUACACAACUUCUAAUUAUGUGAUAAUGUUAAUAAAUAAUUGCAUAAACGACUACUUUGAAAUGUAUUGUCAUUAACUUGUGUAAGAUUUUAAUGCAUACAAAUUUUUAAUUACAAAUUUUUUUUCCACUACUUAAUUGAUACUAUUUUGUUUAUAUCAAAAAAUAUUUUGGUUCUACUGGUCAAUACUCUAUCUAAUAUUUUUGUGACCAUCAGUGUUAAAGUGGCUCUAACUGAUUUUAAAUUUAUGUCUUGUUAUAUUUUAACAGUAUUUGAUUAUAAAUAUUAUUAAUAGUUAGGCUGCUUUGUCGCUGAAGGCCAAAAUUCAAUGCUCGAAUUUUCUAUUAUUAAUAGAUACGUUUUAAGUGUGCCUUGUAUAUCUUAUCCAUUUCUUUUAUUAUACACAGGCUGCGAAAAUGUAAAGAUGAAUAUGUACUUACUAUGCUUUUCAAGGGGAAAUAAAAACAUUAGGAUCAUGUAUUAAAUUUAAAAAGAUCUUAUUUCUAAUAUUAUCUCUUUCGAGAGCGGGGCUCACAGGUUAAGGAUGCUUAUAAAACUAUAUUAUAAUAUUUCGACUCGACUUAGAUGCAGUGUGAGUCAUCUGUAUUAGAAUGGUAAACGUCAAAUUUCCUCAAUUUACAAUGUAGUACGUUAAAUUGAUAUGCAAUAUUUUUUCAUGCGGAUAAGCUUUGGAUGUUAGAAAAUAUUGUAGUUAGCGGUAGUCUUGGUAGUUUUCGUGAUUUUCGAUCACGCUAUAGCAUGCGAGCAAUAUUAUAGGGACUGGUUCAUAUAGAUAUACUUAGUCUAUUAAUUAAAGGACGUUAUGAUUACUCAGUUCGUAAGAAAAUUAACCGUCCUUCAGACUUUGGCACACUGACUUAAAAUCUUAAAAAAUAGCAAUAAAAUCUUUUCUUUCAUUUAAAAACUCUAAUAACGUAAUUCUUUUACAGCAAGCGACUCAUGCCAUCUAUUGUACGGUGAUAGUAAUAUGCCAGAAACGUUCGCGCAAGUGCCAAUAACAACUUUAAACUUAACCGAAUGACGAAACCGUCACAGAAUACUACCUACUACUACUAAAACAAACAUAAGUUAUUGCCAAAUAAGAUAUGAUACUGGUUAAAAGUAAUAAUGAUAAUUUGCUAGCUGUUAUUAGUAGAUUUUAAAAGAAAGAAAGUGUUAAUUCGGAAAUUUAAUAAUAGUGAGUACAUGUUUAGGUGUGCACGAUUCACUGGAUUUUCACAUGUUCAGUAUUUCGUACCAAAAUCAUGAGAUAGAGCUCUAACUGAAAUCUCUGAUCUCACUGAAAGCUCUGAUUGUCGAGUACAUAUUAUCAAUUUUAAGCCAUAACUGAAACGUAAGAUCACCUGAAUGCUAGAAUUUUACUAUUCUGUUUUAUAAAUUUAAGGAAUCCAUAACUUAUGCCCAAGUAGGCAAUAGCUAGUUUUGAAUUAUUUAUUCAUCAAAGUCAACCUUUUACAAUGCUAUAAGUUCAAUGGUAGUUACUGUGAAAUUUAAUAUUUUAAUUUUUUUGGUAUGUAAUACUUAGUUUAAAAAUAAAUAAGCCUUAAAUUAGUAAAACAAGUUCUAAGAUUUAUUAAUAAAUGAUGCAUAACUAGAAGUUUGUAUAGAUCAUAUUUUUGAAUUGGAUUUAGUAUAAAAUAUUCACUAAAAUAAAAGAAACAUUUGUAAAUUAAUGGAAAUCUUUUUAAUGAAAUCAGUAGGUGUAGCCAAAAUUACUUGUUUUAUUUUUAUAAAUAUUAAUAAAAAAUAAUAUUUAAUUCGAGUUGAAUGUGGAACGUAAAACGAAUGGAUUAGUCUAUAAUCUAAAAUUUGAUUGAAUUAUAUUGCUUGUGCUGAGCGUCUGAUAUGUUAAAAUUGUUUAUGACGAAAUUAUACUCAAAUAUAAUUAUUAUUCGGAAAUGAAAAUGGUUUAUAAUUUCUAUUAAACAAUAAUUUUUGCAGAGAUAUUUUAACCAUAAUGUUAGUUGUUAAUUGUUACCUCAUGUGUUAAGUCAGACAGGAUUUAAAUUUCAUAGCACAAACAGUUCGUUUAGUAAAUAGUUUCUUGUUUCGAAUUCACAACCAUUAUGUAUCUUUCUGUCCUAAAUAAAUAUACAACCAAAAUCAAAGAUCAAUAACAUUAAAUCUUGGGCAUUAAGUGAAAGAAUAUUGUUAAUGUAUAUUAAUUAUAACAAUCUAAUAUUUUGUUACAAUGAUUGAGGUUGAAUGUUAUAAAUUCCCAUUUUCGAUAUAUAUAAAUAUUUAAUUGUAUCCUUCAAGGAGACCUGUAUUAAUUCCAAUAAGUCUGUGCCUGAGCAAACAUAAAUGAAACAAUUUAUUUGCUUUUAGGUUUCAUAGUAUUUAGAUUAUUUUUGGCCACAAAGUUAUAGGGAUCACCUUAUAUUAAGACGAACAGAUUAUUUUUACCUUACUAAAUUGAAAUAUUUAUUUUUUACUCAUUGAAUAGUUUGUGUGGGUCCCUCUUUUUAUAUAUUUAAAUCAGCAAGUUGUAAUUGCUAUAGUGGAUAGAAAAAAAUCCUUAUUGGAAUGAUUUUUAUUAAAUAAAAAUUAAAUUCAGAUUUAUUAUUAUCUUUGUUAUGCCAAUUUUUGUAUUCAAAGAAAAGAGGUUAGUAUAAAAAAGUUAAAUUUAGAAAGAGUUCAAACUUGUAUGGUAUGGUAUGUAUAAGUGUACCUACUAGCAAAAUACACAUCGGAAUUAUAGUAUUUAGUGUAAAAAUAUUACAUAUUACAAUAGAGCUCUACUUUUCAAAAUUUAUAAGAUUAGAAAAUGAUGUAGUGCUGCCGUCUUAGUGCUUUAAGAGGUUUGAAAUGAAAGAAUACAAUAAAUAGAUAAUUUAGAUGUUAACAAAUUUCAUUUAUGUAUGUUUGGAGAUCACAAAAAUAAAUAGAAUUUAAUAGAUACAUUACUGGUAGAAGCAAAAUGAAGUAUGGAUAACAUAACAAGUACCUUUUCUGGUAAUAUUGUGAGUGAUAGGGUAUACAUAAGAAGUUUUCUGCUGUAGAACAAAAAGUAGUGCUAAAUUUAAUAAUAAUGUAUCUGUAAAAUUUCAA